Arachis stenosperma is the source of this 1496-nucleotide messenger RNA. RefSeq names its product probable E3 ubiquitin-protein ligase LUL4. Gene Ontology annotation, biological process: protein ubiquitination. Gene Ontology annotation, molecular function: ubiquitin protein ligase activity. The coding region runs from base 136 to 1317 and encodes 393 amino acids. The transcript has 3 exons. Lineage: Eukaryota; Viridiplantae; Streptophyta; Magnoliopsida; Fabales; Fabaceae. The record is from RefSeq and is a predicted model, not a curated record.
AAAAUGGGAAAGGUAAUGGAAUAUGGUUUACUGAAGAAAGAAAAAUGUCAAAGCAUUGAAAUUGAAAUUUGUAAGAAUCAUCGGAUCCGGAGGUGAGAUUCAUCAUCAUCAUCUUCUUCUUCUUCUUCUUCAAGAAUGGGAAUCUCUUGGAGCAACACCAACAGUAACAGUAACAGAAGAAGAAGAAACAAUUACCCACCACCUUUUCCUCCUCCGUACUACUACUCUUCUGAUGCUCAUCCUCCGCAGCUUCCACCGCCGCCGCCGCCUUCUCAGCCCCCACCGCCGCAAGGCUAUUACUUUCCCCCAACCAACCCUUCCACCACUCCCUACGUCGGUACCCAUCCUCUGCCUCCUGCUCCUCCUCCUCAGACCCAUUCCUUCUAUUAUUCAAAUGGCUACACCACCCCUACCGCCGCCGCCGCCACCACCAACGCUCCUAACUAUGCCAAUCGCCUUCACUACCACCCUUACUAUGCAAAUCAGGGUGCUCCCGCCUGGGCCCCUGUUCGCCCCCCCGUUGCUGCUGCCGCCGCCGCAGCUCCACCGCCCUAUGUCGACCAUCAAACCACUAAGAAGAUUAGGAACGACGUGAACUUGCAUAAAGAUACUUUGCGCCUUGAGAUUGACGAGCUCAACCCUGAUCACCACUUGGUUUCUUUCGUUUUUGAUGCCCUCUUUGAUGGCAGAUUUACUAUCUACUACUUAGCCAAAGAAGAAGAAAAGUGUAGGUUUAUUCCACUAUAUCCUGAUGCAUUUGCGCCGAUCUCAUUCCCCUUUCAAAAGGGAGUUGGCCGGAAAUUUUGUCAGCCUCCUGGAACGGGCAUUGACCUUGGUUUCUUUGAGUUAGAGGAUCUUGCAAAGCCCUCACCUGAAGAAGAUCUGUUUCCCCUUGUAAUAUGUGCUGAAACAAGUAUGAGAACUUCAGAAGAUGAAACUUCUGAUGGUUCCACAAUUGAUGCAUCUCCUCACAUGCAAAUAACUCAAGCUGUGUUAGUGAAAAGCAACGGUAUUGGUCCUUUCGAGGUAAAAGUAAUUAGGCAGAUUCUCUGGAUUGAUGGAGUUCGUUAUGAGUUGAGAGAGUUAUAUGGAAUAGGAAGUGGCUCAACAGCUGCAGAUUUUGAUGAUAAUGAUCCUGGGAAGGAGUGUGUAAUAUGCAUGACCGAACCAAAGGACACUGCUGUCUUACCUUGCCGACAUAUGUGUAUGUGCAGCGAGUGUGCAAAAGCAUUACGGCUUCAAUCCAAUAAGUGCCCAAUAUGCCGCCAACCUAUUGAGGAGCUCAUGGAAAUCAAGAUAAACAAUGAUGACAAAUGACAUCUUUCUCUUCAAUGUGAAGUUGAAUUGCAUGGUAUUUUUAUCAUAAUAUAUAUAGUAUUAUGAAUUGCAGUCAGGUAAUAUAUAGUUCUUUUUUUUCUUUUUUCUUAUUUGUAAAUUGCGGUCAAUAAUCUGUUCAUAGUUCAUAUGUAAUUCCAUGAAAAGGAAGUUAGAUAAUA